Molecule: messenger RNA, 2515 nt
Organism: Piliocolobus tephrosceles (Ugandan red Colobus)
Lineage: Eukaryota; Metazoa; Chordata; Mammalia; Primates; Cercopithecidae
Gene: BTBD10
Product: BTB domain containing 10
Exons: 9
Coding region: 264-1691 (475 amino acids)
Biological process (GO): positive regulation of phosphorylation
Cellular component (GO): cytoplasm
Molecular function (GO): protein binding
Source: RefSeq, a predicted model, not a curated record
CUCUUCGGAUUGCGCGCUCUCGCGAGAAGAGGCUGAGGAACCGGCCUGCAACCUGCCAGGGCGGCUCUGCUACGCGCAGCCGCCUCAGUGGCAGCCUCCACAGCAACCUCUGGAGGGAUCUGGCUGAGGAGGAAGUGGCGGUGUCACUGGCCUCGGCCUUUGCCCCAAUCUUCUGUGGGCACUGAAGGGGGACUACAGGUUCGAGAGUUAUGGGUGCUACAUGUGUGCUUUCAGAGCAAUAGUGUGAGGAAGCUUGGAGUGGGAUGGCAGGACGGCCUCAUCCCUAUGACGGUAACUCCAGUGAUCCAGAGAAUUGGGAUCGGAAAUUGCAUAGUAGACCUCGAAAACUUUAUAAACAUUCAAGUACAUCCUCGCGUAUUGCUAAGGGAGGAGUCGACCACACCAAAAUGAGUCUACAUGGUGCUAGUGGGGGACAUGAGAGAUCAAGAGAUAGACGAAGGUCAAGUGACAGAUCACGAGAUUCAUCUCAUGAAAGAACAGAGUCUCAACUCACUCCUUGUAUUAGAAAUGUGACUUCUCCAACACGACAGCACCAUGUUGAACGAGAAAAAGAUCACAGUUCCUCUCGUCCAAGCAGUCCGCGUCCUCAAAAAGCAUCCCCAAAUGGUUCCAUUAGCAGUGCUGGGACCAGCAGCAGAAACAGUAGUCAGUCAAGUUCAGAUGGUAGCUGUAAGACAUCUGGGGAGAUGGUGUUUGUAUAUGAAAAUGCAAAAGAGGGAGCUCGGAAUAUAAGAACGUCAGAACGAGUGACACUAAUAGUGGAUAACACUAGAUUUGUUGUAGACCCAUCCAUUUUUACUGCACAGCCAAAUACAAUGUUGGGCAGGAUGUUUGGAUCUGGCCGAGAACAUAACUUUACACGACCCAAUGAGAAAGGAGAGUAUGAGGUGGCAGAGGGAAUUGGUUCCACUGUGUUUCGAGCUAUUCUGGAUUACUAUAAAACAGGAAUAAUCCGUUGUCCUGAUGGCAUAUCUAUUCCUGAACUGAGAGAAGCAUGUGACUAUCUUUGUAUCUCUUUUGAAUAUAGUACUAUUAAAUGUAGAGAUCUCAGUGCCCUAAUGCAUGAGUUGUCAAAUGAUGGUGCUCGUAGACAAUUUGAAUUUUAUCUGGAAGAAAUGAUCCUCCCUCUCAUGGUAGCUAGUGCCCAGAGUGGGGAACGAGAAUGUCAUAUAGUGGUGCUUACAGAUGAUGAUGUGGUUGAUUGGGAUGAAGAAUAUCCACCACAGAUGGGAGAAGAAUAUUCACAAAUUAUUUAUAGCACAAAAUUAUAUAGAUUUUUCAAGUAUAUUGAAAACAGAGAUGUGGCCAAGUCAGUUUUGAAGGAGAGGGGUCUUAAGAAGAUUAGAUUGGGAAUAGAAGGUUAUCCUACCUACAAAGAAAAAGUAAAGAAAAGGCCUGGAGGCCGCCCAGAAGUGAUCUACAACUAUGUCCAAAGGCCCUUUAUUCGAAUGUCCUGGGAGAAGGAAGAAGGAAAGAGUCGGCAUGUAGACUUUCAGUGUGUAAAGAGUAAAUCUAUCACCAAUCUUGCAGCAGCUGCAGCAGACAUUCCCCAGGACCAGCUGGUGGUCAUGCACCCAACUCCACAAGUGGAUGAGCUGGAUAUUCUCCCUAUCCACCCCCCUUCUGGCAACAGUGACCUCGAUCCUGAUGCACAGAAUCCAAUGCUGUGAUGCUGAUUUUCCUUGAAACCAUAGCAUGCUACUCUUCACAGUGACGUUGUACUCUCCUCAUUCUGCACUGCAAGGCCACUGUUCUUCAUUGUGAGAUGCACAUAACAAUGUUUAGGAUAUUGCAGUGUAGGCUCUUUUAAAGACCAAAGGUAGCUGAAUGGUUUUUUUAAAAAUGAGUACAACUCUAGCAUUUUGAAGUUCCAGUUAUAUAAAUGUAUUUGUUUACCAGUAAGUUUGUGAAAUUGGUUCUUUGUAUGGGGGACGGUCCUUUUUCACACAUCUAGGUCUUUUCAAAAGUGGUGGAAAUUGGCAGCUGGGGUAUUUUCAGUUUGGAUUGAUAGUCAUCACACCCCAGAUAAAAUGCAGAGUAUUCUAUAGUUGCACUUUAUAAAUGGUGGUUAAAUGGAAAUGUUCAAGCCAUUUUAUAGUUGUAAUACACAAUGUAAUUUAAGUGCUUCUGUCAAAGUAUUCCUCGAGUAAAAAUUGUAUAGUUUGCUGCCCUUGAUGAGCAAAAAGUAUUUAUCUUGGGUUUAUCUGAAUGAUCAGGAUGAGAUUUAAUGCCCAUAACUUACCAGUGCAGUUAUCUCCAGGGCCGGUUCACCUUUUAGAGUGAGUCACAUGCAGGGAGUGUGAAAGUCAGAAGUGGUUUAUUAUCCAGUCUGCCUUACCCUUAAUCUGUUCACAGAUAUUUAUUUACUAAUGCUUUUUUUUCUUAAGAGUUACGGGAUAGGAAAAUGAAGUGUUUGCUCUUCAUUUACUAAAUGAUUGUAAACUUGAGUUUUUCAUCAAAAUAAAAUUCCAUUGUUUUAAUGUUUCUGACCAAA